UGAAUUUAUGGUGAAGCUGUACAAGCAUCAUUCGUCCUGUUUCAGGAAUCUGAAUUGAUCCUCAGAUUGGAAAUGGUGGUUUGCGACGGUAGUUGUGCGAGUCUCAGGCCCUCCGAAGUGGCUCUGGUAUUACUCUGCACUUAUUUGGAUGCUGCUGUUAAUCGACUGAAUGCAAAUGCAGAUGCCACUGUGUCUACCGAUGACCCAUCCUCACAUAACACAUCCGUCAUUACAUCAUCUUAUCAGAUGCUGAAAGACGAACUCAUGCAGUUUGCUGUGGAGCUCCGAGAGAAAUGCAAUAUCUCAGAGGAGAGUUUUCGCUCCACUCACGGGACGGUGGGCACUGUACUGAGCAAGUAUAACGCCCAGGAGCAAACACCUCAUAGACAGAAACUAAUUUGGAAACUUUCAUCUCGUACUGCAGGUGUUCUACGUCCGACCGACAAUUUCAGAUCUGUACUACCAGCCAUCGCGGAACAUGCGCCGAUUCCAUCUCCAAGCAAGAUCAGAAAAACUCGUAAAUAUGCCCGACGCCAUGGCAAUAAGAGACGUUAAACAUCAUCAUUUUUUUUUUAUGGAGAGUACGGUACUGGAAUUUCCAUCUAAUAUAUCACGUUUUUGAUAUAUUAGAUGUCUGGUACACGUCAAGUAAAAGCACAAGAUUAUCACUUUUUCCAGUACGAAGAUCAAAAUUUUACUCGAAAGUACAAACGUCGAUUCACGCAUUGCAAUGAUUUCCCAUAGAUACUUUGUUUACAUGAUCUUCAGAUGUCAUACUGGCAAGAUAUAAGUCGUCGUUUCACUAUAUAAAUAUAAGAUAUAAUUAUGUAUAAAUAACGUGUCAUAAGAUCGCAAAGUAAACAUAAUGGCCGGUAUUCAUAAUCGGUUUUUAUCUUAAGACGAUCUUAAGACUCGAAUUGAUUCAUGAUGUACUGAAGACAAUCUUAAAUAUAAGAAUCGACUAUAAACCCCAGCCAAUAAGUAACGAAAAGGUCUUAUCGAUCUGAGCUGGAUUUAAAAGUACAAUUUCACGUGCUGCUAAAACAAUUAGAGCACGAAUUUGUCAUUCUUAGUCCAGCAGCUAAAAUGAUAGCGGCUAUCGCCGUGUCGAUCAUAUUGACCACGAUAUAUAUAUAAAACUUAAUUUAUUCUUUGUUGCUGAUCCAACACAUACACACACACACAAAUCUAUCACUCAAAUGUCAAAUUCGGUGAUUCUUGUCUUUUUUCAUGUAAAGUCCUGUAACAAAAGUACGUGAUCUUUUUUUGUUGCUGAAACAUUUGAACGGCUCGUAAAAAUGCAUCUUAAAUAAUAUUUCGGUGUGAAUUUAUACAUAUCCAGUUCUAGUUUUAUAGUUCUGUAUGUUUUGCCAGUAUGUGAAUCAUUAUUAUCGCGCUAUAUGUUAAUCUCUGCUAACUUUCUCAUUGCAUUAUACAUACAUAUUUUGGAAUAUUUAUGCAAAUAUUUUAUAAAGAAAACACAGAUUUAUUCUUUCUGUAUUCCAAGAUCGCUGGAAUUAAAGUGCUGUUACAAGCAUGAGGAAAAAGAGGAAUAGAAACAAAGUAAGUUCGUCUUUAAAUAUUGAAAAUUAAUGUGAUAUACAAUGUCAUUUAUAGUGAUUAUCUAAUUAGUAAAACAAUAUCGGUAAAAGCGUGUAUAUCUGUAUAUUUACAAAAUGUGUUAAAAACGAGCAAAAAGAUAUAAAAGAAAAAGUAAUA
This is a messenger RNA of Atta colombica, 1719 nucleotides long. RefSeq names its product cyclin G-like. The transcript is spliced from 4 exons. NCBI's taxonomy places the organism in Eukaryota, Metazoa, Arthropoda, Insecta, Hymenoptera, Formicidae. The coding region runs from base 73 to 555 and encodes 160 amino acids. The record is from RefSeq and is a predicted model, not a curated record.